AUUCGUAGUCGAUGGAGGCCGAUCAUGGAGCAUGAUGCCGAUUAGCCAGAGUUUCUCACUAUAACAAUACUAUAUAUAGUGAAACGCAAGCACCUCUGCAGUUUCCGGUAGACGCUGCAGAUUUGACGGCGCCACCACCACCAUGCCGAAAUGCAGGCAGCGGCACUGCUACGCUCCUGGAUGUCGUACUGGUUAUGCCGGUGUCAAAACUGCAACGAAACUGUCUUUGUUUAGCGUGCCUAAAGAUGAAGAACGCAGGAAAGUCUGGGAUAAAAAUCUUCAUCGAAUGGACAAGCCCCUUGACGAGAACUGUUCCGUAUGUGAGCUGCACUUCGAGGAGCGGUAUAUUCUCCGUGACUAUGUGCAUAUCGUGGACGGCAGAGAGGUGAGGAUUCCACGAGGUGUUCCGAUGCUGAAGAGUGACGCAGUACCCACAAUCCUUCCCAAUAUUCCUAAGUACGUGAGCAUGAAGGUACCAUCUAGACGUGAACCUACUAAACGAGAGGCAUCCGCGGAAAGCGUAGCUACCAGCAAAAAGAAGAAACGUGAUGAGGAUAAUCAGGACCCAUGCACCAGCGCGGACUUGCCCGAUGUGAUCGAAGAUAUGUCGCCGAACCUUGACUGUGAAAACGUGCACAACUUAGUCACGCCAUCAGAAUAUUGGUCCAAACAUCGAUUCCCAUCCUUCGAAGGCGUUGUGUAUGCGCUGUCCGAACUAGAACCCUCAUCUGGCACUGUCACCUCUGAGAGGUCAGUGAUUUUCUCUGUCAGCGAAGCUCGAGAAGCUUCAUUCAAGACAUUUCUGAUGGGGAAAACGGUUGCCGAAGGAACUGUAAGGACGGUUUCAGAAGCGGAGAGAGCAUUACAUUGCGCUUCUGAACUUCUGAAAUGCCCUGGUGCAAUGUCUUCCACUGCAAUGAAGACAGCAGACUUGACGGACGCCCUUCGAAGCCGAAUUACCCUGGUUGGCGGUGCUUUCCACAGCAAGGAAUGCACAGGGAUUGCAGCAACAGAGGGGACACCAUGCGUCUUGUGCCUGAACUUACAAAAGGCUUUGCUGUCCAGGGCGUCCAGGCAAUCUCUGUUACAGUUACAACGGCGCCUUCGCAAACCAUUCAGGCCAUCUGCGCCGAAGCUGAGAUUGUUGCUACAAAAUCACAAACUGCGAAUUUCCUGAGCUUGAAGGGCCUGAGCCUGAAAUGCCAGAAUUAAAGAGGAAUUCUUGGCAGAAAAAAUCACAGUGCUACCCCUAAACAACAAGAGGCUGUGCGUCACUGCAUUGCGUCAGCGAAGAGAAAAGGCACCAAAGGCAUGCGUUUUACUAGCGAGUGGAUGCUAGAAUGCAUCUUAAUGAAAAUCAAAAGCCCAAAGCUUUACAGGCACCUGAGAAUUAACAACAUUCUUGUCCUUCCCAGCAACACCACUAUAAAAAAAUACACAAGUGCUUACAAAGGUGGAUUUGGCUUCAACAAGAAAAUGCUAGAAGCGUUGAAAGAAAAGACAAGCACAAUGGACAAUUUCAGGUGUCACAGGGGUCUUUUGUUUGAGGAUAUGAAGCUGUCGAAGCACCUUUCUGUUGAAACUGGAAACUGCGAGGCUUCGUAGACUUGGGUCCCUUUACUCCGCCCCAAGAUGCCAGCCUGCCCUGUGACCGUGGCAUGGUUGUUACCUGUGUCUUUGUGGAUUUCGUGACAUGUGACGGAGCCUCGUGGAACCGUCGAAUGUGGACAAUAAUGAGCAUUCAAGGAACUGCGAAUAAUGUCACGUGCAAGGUGAAGCAUCCUGCAGAUUCAAAAAGAAGCCUUCAUUUUUUGUCGGACUUCCCACAUCUCCUGGAAUGCCUCCGCAACUCAUUGCCGAAAGGCGGCUUCAACACACCAGACCGGCGGGUGCCCACAUAUUUUGUCCGUGAAGCUUACAACUACGACAAAGACUGAAAGCAGUGCCCGGGUCGACCACCAGCCAUCUUGGACCAAAUUCUUUUGAGAAGAUGAGAGUGUCCCUUGCGUUUCAGUUGUUAGGCGAUUACAUCUUGCGUGGCCUCCAUCAUUACAAGAUCUCAUCGAGACAAGUUACAGAAAGGGGUCCCUGGAUGGUACAGAGUCAUUCUUCAGAUAUCAAAGAGAAACUUCGGUAAAUGCAUGCUGUCAGUGCUGUGAAAGAGAACUGCACCAUGCAAGGACUCCAAAAAAAAAGGCAAAGACCUAAAAAGAGCAUGCGUAACGAGAUGGGUAGUUAAGCUAUAUUCAAUUGUGCCUUCGGUGCGAUAUCCUCUUUUUUUUUGUGCUGUCAUAAUUUCUGUAAUUAUAACUUGAGUCACCUAAUCCAGGAGCUAUUAUGACUGUGCUGUCACGGCUUUGCUCCUGGCGCCCAGCGUGGUGCUUUGCCUCAGUGCACACGUCUCACGUGUGCGCCUUCAUUACUUGUCAAGACUAGGGUGCAUUAGAAUAGCCUUGGGCAAUUAGUCGAGACGCAGAAGCUCCUAUUUGUGGCUAUUAUACCUUAUGAUACUGCGACGCCCACAUUAUUUGCUAUUGUUAGCACUCGCAUUUCGUCUUUGUAUUUGAUCCUAGAACAAGCAGGAAAGGUCGUGCGCCUGUCUGUGCCAGUAUGUAAAAGUAAAGCCAUCAUUGCACUGACUUGUCAUCACUGCGUGAUUUCAGUCCCUAUUUUCUAUAGAAAAACAAAUCAGCAAUAAAGCGUCCAUAACGUAUAAUAGAUCCAUUAACUUCCUGUUGAUAAUUUAUUCGAUUCCAUUUUCUUGUUAGCGUAGAAU
This is a messenger RNA of Dermacentor silvarum, 2776 nucleotides long. RefSeq lists its product as uncharacterized. Gene Ontology annotation, molecular function: sequence-specific DNA binding. The coding region runs from base 143 to 1177 and encodes 344 amino acids. The record is from RefSeq and is a predicted model, not a curated record. NCBI's taxonomy places the organism in Eukaryota, Metazoa, Arthropoda, Arachnida, Ixodida, Ixodidae. The transcript has 3 exons.